ACCGUUCCGAAUCAAACACUUACGACCUACCAUGUUGCGUCGCGGUCUGCCUGCGACUUUGGUCCUUGUGAUCCUGCUGACCUGCUGCAGUCAACCCAGCAAUGCCGUGCGUCAGGUUGAGCUCAGCAAGGAGCAGGUGGCGAGGAUCGCACAGGCGGGUGGAGUUACCUACCAGAAUCGUGUGAUCAACGGCGAGGAUGCGGCACUGGGUGAAGCCAAAUACCAGAUCUCGUUGCAGGGCAUGUAUGGAGGCCAUAUGUGCGGCGGUGCCAUCAUCAGCGAGCGCUGGGUCCUGACGGCGGCGCACUGCGUCUACGGAUACAAUCCCCCCUACCUGCGAGUGGCCACGGGCAUGGUGCGAUGGGCCCAGCCGGAUGCACUGUACUUCGUGGAGGAUUACUGGGUCCACUGCAAUUACAACAGUCCCGACUACUACAACGACAUUGCCCUGAUCAAGCUGAACGACACCAUCAAGUUCAAUGAAUACACGGAGGCCGCUAAGCUGCCAACGGAACCGCUGAAAAAUGGUACACAACUCCUACUCACCGGCUGGGGAUCCACCGAGCUCUGGGGAGACACUCCCGACAUCCUGCAGAAGGCCUAUCUCACGCACGUGGACUACCCAACAUGCCAGAAGCUCUUGAACAAUGAUCCCUUCAAUGGACCCUGCCACGCGUGCACCCUGACCAGCGGCGGCCAGGGCGCCUGCCACGGCGACUCCGGCGGUCCGUUGACCCAGAACGGAGUGCUAUAUGGCCUGGUCAACUGGGGCUAUCCUUGCGCCACUGGAGCUCCCGACAGCCACGCCUAUGUAUAUUACUACCUGGACUGGAUCAGGCGCCUGACAUCCGAGACCUGCAGCAGCAAUUGCGAUUGCUAUGCCAGCAAUUAUCCGUGAAGAGUAAGUGUGAAGUGGUGCUAACUCCAGAUUAGGAAACGAUAACGAUUUCUCAGGAUAACGAUAAAAAUAAAGAUAAAUGUCACAUGUUAAGCCUUUUAAAAGAAAUAAAGGGUUUUUUGAUUGAAAGA
This is a messenger RNA of Drosophila kikkawai, 1029 nucleotides long. Its product is annotated as chymotrypsin-1. Lineage: Eukaryota; Metazoa; Arthropoda; Insecta; Diptera; Drosophilidae. Gene Ontology annotation, biological process: proteolysis. Gene Ontology annotation, molecular function: serine-type endopeptidase activity. The record is from RefSeq and is a predicted model, not a curated record.